AUGUGGGUCCUCGAUAGCUCUGGACCUGCCUUCCAGGGCAGGAAACUCUGGCUACGGCCAGGAAAGCGUUAUCUGAUCGGCCGGACGUCGUCUGAAGCCGGCCAGCUCGUCAUCACCCAUAAGACGAUCUCGCGCAAGCACCUCUCCAUCACCGUCGAUGCCGUUCCCGAGGGGGAUGCCUGCUUCGGUAGUAUCACCUGGGUGCCGGUGGUCCUCACCUACUCUUUUACCAGUCGCGAGCUGCAAAAUAAUCCUCUCGAGACCUUGCGAACCGACCUCGAACAACUCGAUAUCAAGUUUAUCACCGAAUACAACAUCAAAGCCACGACCCACGUAGUGUCGAAGAAGCGCAACACGUCCAAGGGCUUGCAAGCCUUGAUUAACGGCAAGUACAUCGUGUCGGGGUCCUUCACCGACUCCAUCAUCGCAGGUGCGACCAUACAAGAGGGCGACGAGAGCCCGCUCGAAGUGGACUUCGCGGCUGCCUGGCCAAACGAGAUAGACUACCUCCCGCCGCGGGGUUCCGAGGCGACCCAAAACCCAGCUUCACAAUACACCCCCGACCCUCUGAGGAAAGACGUGUUUGAUGGCUACACGUUCGUAUUUUACGACAAGGCACAAUGGAACAAUCUCUUGGCGCCAAUUACGAACGGCAAGGGCAAGGCGCUGUACUUCGAGGUCUUGGACCAUCGGCCAAUAGAGCAAAAGGAGUUUCUGGAAGCUAUCCUUUCCAAGGAUGCUUCGACCCUGAGACGGCCACUGCCUCUGGCUGAUAGACCAGUUGAACACCAAGCGGAGGCGUCGUCUGUUGUUGCGCAAUCCAUGGAUGCGGCUAGCGCCCCGGCGGAUAGCGAAAUGGCGGAUUCGGCGCAUACAGGGACGGGCACAUCUCAAGAGCCCAGCCAAGCUGAUCAGAAUCCCUCAGCCCCAGCCCCAGCCCCAGUUCCAGCCCGACGAGGGCGAGGUCGAAAACCGGCAACCAAGCGAUUCAAGGGCUUUGACUUGGACGACGAUGACGAUAUCCCCUCCAUACCAGAAUCAGUCCUGUCGGCGCCUGUUGGCCCGCCAAGCACCGAGGAGCAAAAGCCCGUCAUUAUCUCUCGCGAUGACGAAGAGGAGGGGCUCUUCGUAUCACAAGGUUCUGUCAUGGCGAGCCAGGAUACUGCUGCUGUUGCGCAACCCGCCACUCGUAAGAGAAGAGGACGCCACCCACAUGAUGAGGACGACGUCAUGGAUGACAUUGCACCCACAGCAGCGGCUGCAAAGCGCAGAAGGAUAGCGAUGGGCGAGGAUCCCCUCAUCCGGGAGGAAACACCCGAUACCAUGGAUGUUGAAACACAACCCAAGAAGGCUGAAAAGCCCAAGAAAAUUAAAAAGGAAAUUGAUGUGCUGGAGGUUGCGAGAAAGUCCCGCGAAGAAGCCGAAGCCCGCGCUCGUGCUGAGCAAGAGGAUCUCAACAAGCUUCCCGAGGAUAUCGACCUCGCCGAGAUUCGAAAACUCGCUAUCGUUGAGGAGAUGACGGUACGUGUACCACCGGGUGCCCGAAGCCGGGAACAAGACAUUGCCGACGGGCGAUGGGACCCAAAGUGGAACGGCAGGAAGAAUUUCAAGAAGUUCCGCACACGGGGUGAGGCUAUGGGGCGCCCCACCAACCGCAACAUCAUCUCUCUCGUCCAGGUGAAGAGCAAGGAGUUUGGCAUCGGAGACGACUACUGGCUUGAGGAUGAGAGCGGCGCCACUCGGAAUACCAGCCAGGCCACGGGGCCCAGUCAACCCUCGCGCGGCGAUGAAGCGAGCCGUGCUGCUCCUGCGCCCACGGCCUCCGGCCAAACACGUACCCAGUCUUCUUUGGGGCGGGCCGUAUCGAGGCGGACCGUCGUGUCUGAGGAUAGCGACGACGACGAUGACGGCGACGAUAACAAUGAUGUCGGCAACGGCGCCGACGACCACAUCUCGUUGGGGAUCAGCGGUCUGGAACACGGCGGCGCCGACGCGGAGCCAGACCAGGGCGUCUACGCAGCCCAAGAGGCCGCCCCCGCGGCUCCGGUGGUUGAGCAAUUGGCCAAGAGGCCGAGGCAGACGAGACGAGCUGCGGCGGCGGCUGAGAGCGAGGAUGAGGAUAGUGAUGAGGAGGUUGGAUUCAAGUUUGGCAGGAGAAGAUGA
Molecule: messenger RNA, 2163 nt
Organism: Parascedosporium putredinis
Lineage: Eukaryota; Fungi; Ascomycota; Sordariomycetes; Microascales; Microascaceae
Source: the annotation of a GenBank genome assembly